CACUCCAGUCCCUCACUAUCUUUGAUUUAACGAGACACUGAGCGUUUAUUCCACUAUUUUCUACAUAUUGACCUUUAAAAGAAAUAUUCUUUUUGGAUAUAAAAGCAAUCACAUUUUCUUUGAACACACGCACAUCCAUUGCAACCAUUGCCCAUCAUGGUCAGACAGACAAUGUCGGAAACAAAACUUCGCAAGAUGACUGAGACCAACGAUAAGUUGAAGGAACAACUUGAAGUUCAGCGCAUACCAGUCUCAGAUGCUAGUAAAUCUUUGAUAGAGUAUUGCAAAACGAACCACGACACAUUAGUGCCUUCAGUCUGGGGCAACAACAAGAACCAAGACCCGUUUGCUGAGCAAAGCGGAUGCACAUGUUGCGUGUAGUAAUUGUACUGUAAAUUUUCAAAUAAAAAAAGAUCAUCUCCGCAUCUCAUCUGUGACAGGCAUUAAGACAA
Umbelopsis ramanniana AG is the source of this 452-nucleotide messenger RNA. RefSeq lists its product as uncharacterized. The transcript has 2 exons. The record is from RefSeq and is a predicted model, not a curated record. Bases 157 to 381 code for a protein of 74 amino acids. Gene Ontology annotation, molecular function: G-protein beta-subunit binding. Gene Ontology annotation, cellular component: heterotrimeric G-protein complex. Gene Ontology annotation, biological process: G protein-coupled receptor signaling pathway. Lineage: Eukaryota; Fungi; Mucoromycota; Umbelopsidomycetes; Umbelopsidales; Umbelopsidaceae.